CCUUUUCGCCUCCACCCCCAAGAGAUGCUCCUAUAAAGGGGCAGAGCAGUGCAGCUCCUCCCGCUGGGGAGUGUGGAGAGCAGGGGGGGACCAUGGACUUCAUCAGCAUUCAGCAGUUGGUAUGUGGAGAAAGAGUGGAGAGGAAAGUGCUGGGAUUUGGACAUAGAGUUCCUGAUCCUGGAGGCUGGCCUAGUGACUGGAGGAGGAUGGCAUCCCAAGAGGCCAUGGCCCGGGAGAAGUUGAAAUUGGAAGAAGAGAAGAAGAAGAAACUCGAAAGAUUUAACAGUUCCAGACUUAACACGAAGACCCUGACUGACUUGCAAAACUUGGUUCUAAGACGGAAAGAAAAGCGACUGAGACGCAGAGUCCCCCCCAGUGAACCCAAGCCCAUGGUUAAGCCGCAGCCCCAGACCCAGGUGGAGUCUGUGGACCUGGAGAUGUUCCUGAAGGCAGCUGCUGAGAACCAGGAGGCUGUGAUUGACAAGUACCUGGCAGACGGAGGGGACCCCAAUGCCCACGACAAGCUCCACCGCACAGCCUUGCACUGGGCCUGUCUGAAGGGUCAUAGCCAGCUGGUGAACAAGCUUCUGGCAGCUGGUGCCACUGUGGACCCUCGGGACUUGCUGGACAGGACACCCAUGUUCUGGGCCUGCCGUGGAGGACACCUGGACAUCCUUAAAGAGCUGCUUAACCAGGGAGCCCGGGUCAAUGCCCGGGACAAGAUCUGGAGCACCCCCCUGCACGUGGCAGUGCGUACUGGGCACUCUGACUGCCUGGAGCACCUCAUCGAGUGUGGUGCCCACAUUGAUGCACAGGAUAAGGAAGGGGACACAGCUCUACAUGAGGCUGUGCGGCAUGGCCGCUACAAAGCCAUGAAACUGCUGCUGCUCUAUGGAGCCAAGCUUGGCGUGCAGAACAUGGCCUCCAUGACACCAGUGCAGCUGGCACGAGACUGGCAGCGGGGCAUUCAGGAAGCACUGCAAGCCCACAUUGCACAUCCCCGCACCCGGUGCUGAUGACAACAGCAGGCCUGCAGGUUACCUGCAGCCACCAUUCCAUCUCCUCCCCUCCCGUGUAUCUGCACCCUGUGGUUCUUGCCUCAGUGUGGAUUCCUCUCUCAGGGCUUUGCUUCCUCAGGCUUCUGAGGAAGCCCUGUCAGAACUGAGAAGCAGCAGUGAGCCCAGCAGAUGGAGAACUCAGGCCUCCUUGGCUUCCUAUGUCAAGAGGUACCAUGUUCCCUGCUGGGCUGGAGCUGAAAGGACUGAGGCAGAGGAGCACAGAGCAACAGAAAGCAAAGCGGGUCCAGAUGAGGGCCAGGGGAGUGGAAUGGGAGUCAAGAUGGGGCAGGAGGUGAGCAAGAGCCAGGCUACCUAGGGCUGGAUGCUAGAAUUCUUUGGUGUUCACCUAUCCCAAGUCUGGGAGGUUCUUCCCUUGCUCUUCACAGGACAAUCUCCUACAGGUGGUGAUUCAGCCUGUGGCCAGCAGCUGCCUUCUAGGACAUACAAGAGGCAACCAAAGUAGGCCACACAAGUGCCAGGCAUUUCUGCACCUGGCCAAUGCCCAUGAGCAGGGGUUUUUCCAGGUGACUUCAUUCCUAUCAGCAGCAACCCUGAUAGUGUUUGGAGUGGCUCUAGACAGCUUUUGUCUUAAGGACUCUGGAGGUGGGUUCUGACAAUCUGGCGGGCUGUUCAACAGGCUUGAGGCCCCAUGGCAAAAGAAGUCCAGUCCCCACUGGGUUGCCUCAGAAGCCCUAAGACUGAUGAGCUGGACCUGAUACUUGAGGCAAACCCUCUUGUGCCCACUCUUUCUAAAGGCUUCCAUCAGGCUUGCCUGCCACAUUGCUGAUGGCGCUCUUUGUAGGGGUGAAGUGCCUGGGUGCUAGGGAUUGCUUGUGGCCCACCCAACUCUCGGGGCGGUGGCCCGUAACCUUAGUUUACCUGAGGCUCUAACUUCUCCUUGCUACUGGAGUUUGAGCUCCUGUCUGGAACCUGCAGCUGCACCCACUCUGCUCGAUCCCACUCAAAGACAGGGCACUUGCGAGCUCUGAGCUCAGCCCGCAGGGAAGCAGGGGAAGGCAAGAACACCCCCUCAAGCUGCUCACCCACUAACGGGUACAGUGAUGACCCACAAGCUCCCUAAAGUCUCCUUCCUCUUGCACUGUUCUUUAUGUCAAGUUUCACUGGUGUAGACCCAUACUACUGGCAGGGCUGGGCCCUUAAAUGCCAGAGUGAAUUUUAAAGAGCUCCAAACCAAGAACCACAGGCUGAGAGGAGGGCUAACAGAUGAAGGUUUAGCCUCCUUCACGAGGGUCCUGGGUUACAUAAGGUAGCUGGGGGAUACACAUUUUGCAGCAUUUAUUUUUAGUUUAAUUUUGGUGGCCUUCUCAGGCCAAAACGAGGCCAUUGUUAUCAUACGAAAAAAAUGACAAGCGCUCCGCACACCUUUCCACGGGCAGCCCCUGCCCUGUGGUGACAGAGCCAGCGUGCACUCGGUGCUGGCACCAUGGGCGAAACAAGCAUUCAAGACCAAGGAGAAGACAACUUCUCAUCUAGAAAAUAAGGACACUUAAGUGACAAAAACACCUUUUUAUAUGGAUCAGUAUUUUUUUGUUCAUUAAAACUAAUUGAUUGACAAUCACUGCUUACUCUUCUGGGCUAAUGGAGCCAGUACUUUGGGCACCAGGGACUACCUGGCAGAGCCCAAGAUCUUGUCCUCAGUGCCAAAGCCGAAACAUGUUAAACCAUGCUGGCCUGACAGCAAGAUAGGCCAUCAGGUGCAGAGUGGGUUCCUUAGCUCUAGUGCUCAAGGCACCUCAGCUGGAUAAACAAGUUCAAAGAGGAGUAGUUUUCAGCCUCAGCUGUUCAUGAGAAUAAUCACCAAAAGAAGGUUUUAAAAGUCCAGAUGUCCAGACUGAUUAAGUCAGAAGUCCUGAGGGCAAGACGCAGGGCUGUCUGUCAAGCAGCUGAUAGGCUUAUCUACAUAGGAAAUCUUAAGGAAUCCACAAAAAAACAAAGACACACACCUAGAAUAAUGGAGUGCAGCAAGAUCUCAGGUUACAAAAUAAACAUACAAAAACCUAUUUCUACCUACUAGCAAUUAACACAUGGACACAAAAAUUUAAAGUACUAUUUACAAUUGCUUAAAAAAAGACAUACUUAGGUUUAAAUCUAAAACAUGUAAGAACUUGUAUGCUGAAAAUUACAAAACACUGAUGAAUGAAAUCAAAGAUUUGAAUAAAUGGAGAGACAUACUGUG
This is a messenger RNA of Nycticebus coucang (slow loris), 3255 nucleotides long. RefSeq names its product ankyrin repeat domain 23 (gene ANKRD23). Gene Ontology annotation, molecular function: protein binding. The record is from RefSeq and is a predicted model, not a curated record. The transcript is spliced from 9 exons. NCBI's taxonomy places the organism in Eukaryota, Metazoa, Chordata, Mammalia, Primates, Lorisidae. The coding region runs from base 93 to 1016 and encodes 307 amino acids.